Molecule: messenger RNA, 3545 nt
Organism: Syngnathus acus (greater pipefish)
Lineage: Eukaryota; Metazoa; Chordata; Actinopteri; Syngnathiformes; Syngnathidae
Exons: 13
Coding region: 157-2934 (925 amino acids)
Source: RefSeq, a predicted model, not a curated record
AGUGCUGCUUUGUGAAUAAAGGGAGCGGCGGAAGGGGCAGAAAGCAAACUUUUUCAAAAGAAGAAAAAACGCCGUUCUUUUCCUCCACGUUUCGGGGUGAAGAAGCUUCCUCGGCACACCCGGAGCGACACGGGAGCCCACGCUAGAAGGUGCUUCAUGAUGAUGGUGCUCACUUUGCUGUGUCUGCUCCUCGCGGCACCGAUUCGGGGCGAGCCCUGCCUCAUCAUCAGCGAGAUCAACGCCGACAACCCCAAACUGGACACCAGCGAGUUCGUGGAGUUGUACCACACCAGCGGACAACGGUCUUCCCUGGACGGAUUCACUCUGGUCUUCUACAACGGGAACGGAAACGUGGCUUAUAAAGUUUUAGACCUAAAUGGCCACAGCACGGACGACAGGGGCUUCUUCCUGGUCGGCUCGUUGGACAUGCUCCCCAAACCCGCCAUCCUCCUGCCUCCCAACACCGUCCAGAACGGUCCGGAUGACGCCGUCGCGCUCUAUCAUACGUCGGCGGCGCGGUAUGUCGAGAAGAUGAACGUCACCUCCAUGGGUUUGGUGGACGCCAUUGUUUAUACCACACGCAAGACAGGCGGAGCUGAGGUCCUGGCAGAUAUCCUCACGCCAGGGGAGCUGGCAUUUGUCGAGGAUGAAAGCGCCCUGGAGGGGGACGAAUCCAUAGAGAGGUGUUUGUUGUCUGAAGAUCGCUGGGGCUUCAGGGUGUCCGCUCCCUCCCCGGGCCAGAGGAACAACUGCACGCCGUCCGCCGUGCCGUUGAGCCGGCCCGUCAUCACCGAGCUGAAGCUGGGCGGAGGUCAGGUGGACGGCUUCGUGGAGCUGAUGUCGCCGUCCGAGGCCGGGCCAUUUGUGUUGGUGGUGCUGAACGGGAAAACGGACAGAGUCAGUGUCAGUUUGAACGUGAACGCGAGCACCUCCAGGAACGGACUCAUCUCCAUAAUUGUAGACAAGAGGUUUAUGAAAGGAGACGAGUCCGGGGGAGUCGCCGUAUACAGCGGUACGACUUCGGAGUUUCCCGUGGGUGGCCCGCUGAGCCUGAUCGAGCCUCUGGACUCGUUUGUGUUCGCCGGCCCCGGAGACAAGCCCAGCGCCAACCUUACGGAGACCCUCAUCCCCGGCAGGCAGCCAUAUCAGCUCAGCAACAGUUUAAAGGAGGGAGGCUUCUACCUCAGCCGUUGUGGUAUGGCCAUGUGGACCAGAGAUCCCGGCGUCUUUUGGGAGGCUCCGCAAACCCCGGGGCAACCCAACCAGUGCCCCUGGCCAAAAAUCUGCCCUCACACUUUGGUAGUUCCGGGAGGAGGUUCGGAUACGUCUCCUCACCUGCCAUCUUGGGGGCCCGGUGACUUCUUGAUCAACGAGCUGAACGCGGACACCCCCGGCGCGGCUGAGGACGGCGAGUACGUGGAACUGUGGCACCCCUCUGGACGCCGCGUGUCCCUGCAGGGCAUCUGGAUUCUGCUUUUCAGUGCCCACAACAACAAACCCUACAGAGAGAUCAGUCUGAGUGGGCACUUCACCACCGCCAAGGGAUACUUCCUGCUGGGCAGCGAUAGGCUGGUGCCGGCGCCUUCUCUCCGCCUACCUCCCAACACCAUCCAGAACGGACCGGACGCCGUGGCGCUGUACCGCAGCCCGUUCGGCCCGCCGUCGUCACAGCAAAGGGGGAUCCCCACCAAAGGGCUCCUGGAUGCCGUGGUGUAUCGCAAGAUGGGAUCGGAUCAGGAGGCGCAGGAGCUUAGUAAGGCGCUGACGCCUGGACAGCUUCCCUUACUGGAGGACCCGGAGGUUCUUCCUGGUGAUGAGGCGCUCAGCCGCUGCGGAGGACUUUACCCUCAUGACUUGUCUGCAUUUUCAGUGGCUCCGCCUACUCCACUGAGAGAGAACAGCUGUCCUCGGCCACCUCCGCCUCCCGAGGGCGUGGUCAUCAACGAGGUGGCCAGCCGCCACUGGACCAAUCACAGCCAGCAGAGGUCCUUUGUGGAGUUGUACGGGCCCCCGUUGAUCAAUCUGCGUGGUCUGGUACUGGUGGUGUUGGACCAGGAACACAGCGGCAGGAUCGUUGCACUUCCUUUGAUCGGAGCUGUCACCCGUGACGGGUAUUACACAAUCGGGAAUGUCACUGACGCCGAUCAGACUUUCCCAGAAGGCGUGGAUGUGCCGGCACGGGGAACGGUCAUCUUGUGUUACGACCUUUUCAGCGUGUGCAGAGCCGCCACCGCCCUGACCAACUCCAGUCGGCGGGACGAGCUGAUGUUCAGUGACGUCCAGAUGCUGCUCUCCUCAACGUCCACUAGAGGGAGCCAGGUUAUUCCAGCCCUCAGGUCUGUCAAAAACGCUGCGGUCUCUGUCAGCCGUUGUGCGUGCUGCGAUGUGAGGAGCCCUUCUUCCUGGACGACGUCUUCGUCGACACCUCAAAGUGUUAACAUCUGCCCCAGCUUGGACUUCUCCAGUCACAUCGACAUUUGCCUCGGACCGCCUUCCAGCGGCUGGACGGAAAACUCAGGAGACUGCAGUGGUUUCAUUCUAGGAAGGAGGAUGGUCCAAGUGGCCCAUUAUCUGGAGCAGAGGUGUCUCUGCGGAAUAUCCGCUUUAUCACUCCAAGGGGCCAAUUUCUCCUGUGUGUCCGGCUGGUUGCGAGUGUGGGGAAGCAUUCGGGCCUUCUCGGACCACCAGAGGGCGCUCAUCAUCCAGACCUCCACUGUGAACCUCUCGCAUGCUGAUGUUUGCGCCGCUCCUGUCACGGACCGCCACACCAGCACAGGAUCCAGCCUGGGUCUACAGAUUGGUCUGGUAGUCGCGGUGCUCGUGCUACUCGCGCUUGGAGCGGCUCUUUUUAUGUAUUUCUACAAAAGAACGCGUCCUCUGGACUACGCCACCAUGGAGCUGAGCGAGCAUGCAGAGGGUCUCUCAGAUCUAUAGUCCAGGAAAUAUCAGAGGAUUAUUUCAAAUGGGAUCGCUGAUGAAAAUGAGCUGUUUUAGAAAAUAUUUUUUUAUAAAGGUCAAUGUGAACAGUGCUGGUUACUAUGAAAGGGAAAAGGGUACUCAAGGGGGGGAAGGGUUAAUACUUGACAGAAAUAGUCAUUUUGUGAAAGAAAAAUACUUUAGAAUGAUUGUUGCUUUGUAAAUUUGCUUGUAGUAAAUGUUUAUAGUUGCUCUUAUUGGUGGUUUAAACGAGGGCAGUAUUUGUGAUUUUCCUUCAGAGGGCCACUUAAUGACUGAAAAUCGUAUAAACACAUUUACUGUACACAAUUUACGAUGUAUUUUUGUUGUUAAGUGAGAGAUGAAAGUUCGCUUUAGAAGCAGCAGCGGCGCCGUCUUGUGGCAAAAUUAGGGCAUUACAUUUGUUAGCUCUUGCAAAGAUUUGUUAAAUGUGAAGGAAUUACCACUUUUGAUGCUCACUUAAAUCGAAUCGUUUACAUUUUCUUGUCUUGUGAUAAAAAAAAAAGGGACGCAAGCCUUGAGUCGUUUAUGAAAAUUGCUUACUUACAAUAAAUAUGGAGUGUGGGUGUGUUAUGUUUAUGCUGAUAGUA